AAAUUAAAAGCUUUGGAGGGAAAACUCCCGCCAACACAAAUCUCCCCCCAAUAGGAAAUCAAAUCCCUCUUCGGCUCCUCCCCACUCCUCACAAAUCUGAAAUCCCCGAACCCCAUCCGCAGUCCGGAUCGAGGAGAUCGAGCGAUCGGAAUGGCGGACAUGGGCAGCCUCGAGAAGAUGGGACGGGAGCUCAAGUGCCCCAUCUGCCUGAGCCUGCUUAGAUCGGCGGUAUCCGUCACCUGCAACCACAUCUUCUGCAACGAUUGCCUCACGGAGUCGAUGAAAUCCGCUUCCAGCUGCCCUGUGUGCAAGGUCCCGUUCCGCCGAAGAGAAAUACGGCCAGCACCACACAUGGACAAUUUAGUCAGCAUUUUGAAAAGCAUGGAGGUUGAAACAGGAACCAAUGCUGUCUCAACACAGGUGACCUCUGUGGUGGAAGUUGCAGAUGGAACUGAACAUGCUAACAGCGGGAGAAGGUCUAAAAGGUUGCAAAAAUCGAAGGGGCAAAAGAAGAUACCAUCCAAGAAGGAAGCAAACACAAUGAAGCCUACUGCAGCUUCUGCAUCCUGCCCUACUAAAAAGCCUUCUUUCUCUACGAACAAGAGAAUACAUGUGACACCAUUCCCUGAAUCUGAGACUCCAAUGAGACCUCAGAAGAUUAUGAAGCCUGAAGAGCCAAAAAAUAAAUUGAAUGAUGAUGCUGAACACGGCAAAGAUGCAAUGGCUUCUGAUAAACCAGGAUGUUUUUCAUUGUCACCGUUUUUUUGGUUAAGGGAAGGAGAAGAUGAAGGUGGCACUGCUGAAACAUUAAGUGAUCCACUAUCGUUGGAUACACCCUUGCGUCACAAUGCACCUUGUUAUAGUGAUAUUCAAGAUUCUGAUGAUAAAACCCCUCCUAUUAGGACUCCUAAUAGCAAAGCUGCGGUCCCAGAAGUCUUUGAUAGUGAAAUCUUUGAAUGGACCCAGAGACCUUGCUCUCCAGAGCUUUAUUCAACUCCACUGAAAAAGCAGGGUAGUGUUAAGAAUAUACAAGAUCAAAUAGCAGAGAAUGAUGACUGGGAAGAUUUGCAUCUGGGUGGUUCAUUUGAUAAGUUAGGUCAUGCAAGUAAUGCAGUUCCUCGUGUCGAUGCAAAAGAAAUGAAGCAGAAGGGAAAGAAGGCAAGAGUUAGGAACAGCAAGUCAGCAAAGCAGCCCAGUCGUCCAAAGGCCAGUAUGAAAGAAGCUGAUGCCAAUCAACAAGAUUCAAAUUGCACUAGAAGUCUUGCUGGCAACAGCAAGAACACAAAGUUACCAAAUCGCCCAAUGAUCAGCAUAAAAGAAACUGAUGUCAAUCAACAAGAUUCAAAUAGCACUAGAAUUCUUGCAGCAAAGUUGUGUGAGAAAAACAGUAUUGCAACCAAGAAGAACACUUCAAAUAGAAGAUACAAGGCUUUUAGCAACAUCAAUCCACUUCCUUGCUCUUAUGACAACUCUUUGAAGACAUUUCUUCCUGAGGAAGAUAAGGAGACCGAAGCGCAUGAUGACGGGAUUUCCACAAAAAGAACCCAGAAAAAGGGGAAAAAAGGUCAACAUAAAUGUGCAAGGAAGUUGGGAAUAAUAGGUAAUAGUACAGUUGAGGCUACAGAGAGUAACCCGGAGCCAAGAAGUAAGCGAGUUAGAAGAAUGACUGAUGGUGGCAAUGCCGAAAACAUAAGAGUUAUUGCAGGCUCUGGGAGCGAAACAGAAAUUCCACAACUCCACAGCAUCAUAAAAGGCUGCACCCGAAACAAACCCUCAGAUGCUAGACGUGAAAAGAGAAAACUUAGUGGAGAAAUGAAAAGUAAGAUUGGAUUAGAGAGCUUGAAACAGAACAUUGGUGGAAAUGGAUUAAACAUCUUACCUGGCAAAUGCCAAGGUAGUGAGACAACACAAGCAGCUUCUUCAGCGAUAAGUGCAUCAGUUGAAAACACUAGUGCAAAAGGUACUGAACAAUCAGAUUGUUCAGGAAUGAAAAACUUCAGAAAGCUUCAGGCCUGCAAUGGGCGUAGUACUUUCCUGUUGAAAUGUGAUACUGUUUCUAAGGUUUCAUGUGCUUUCUGCCAGUCUGAUGACACUACAGAGGAGUCUGGGGAGAUGGUUCACUACCAUAACGGAAAACGAGUCCCUGAAGAGUUCAGUGCAGGGGCUAAUGUCACACAUGCUCACAAGAACUGCUUGGAGUGGGCUCCAAAUGUCUACUUUGAAGAUGACUCGGUGUUUAAUCUUACGGCUGAGUUGACUAGAAGCAAAAGGAUCAAAUGUGCUUGCUGUGGAAUUAAAGGUGCCGCACUUGGAUGCUUUGACAAGAGUUGUCGAAAAAGCUUCCACUUCACAUGUGCUAAAUUGAUCCCAGAAUGUAGAUGGGACACUGAAAACUUUGUGAUGCUAUGCCCUUUGCAUCAGUCUUCAAAGUUGCCUAAUGAAUCCUCCGGGGGACAAAAGCAAUCUAAAAGGAUAGUGACACCAAAAGGUCCAUCUCAAGUAAGAUCUAGUCAAGAUUGUAGUAAUAACUGGAAAUGGGCAUCUGGACCACAGAAGUGGGUUCUCUGCUGUUCGGCUCUUUCUACUGCUGAGAAGGGAAUUGUAUCAGAGUUUGCAAAAUUAACCGGUGUGCCUAUUUCCACAAGCUGGAGUCCCAGUGUUACCCAUGUUAUUGCAUCAACCGACCUCUCUGGUGCUUGCAAGCGCACACUGAAGUUUCUGAUGGCAAUCUUGUAUGGCAAAUGGAUUGUCUCCAUGGACUGGGUUAAGGCUUGCAUGGACCGCAUGGAACCUGUUGAUGAGCAGAAAUUUGAAGUCACUACAGAUGUUCAUGGGAUUAGUGAGGGUCCCAGAUUAGGAAGACAAAGAGUAACAAACAAGCAACCAAAGCUGUUCAACGGCAUGCAGUUUUACCUCCAUGGAAACUACACAAAAUCCUACAGAGGUUACCUGCAAGACCUUGUGGUUGCAGCCGGUGGCACCAUUCUGCACCGGAAGCCCGUCUCAAGAGACCAUCAGAUGUUGCUGGACAACAGGUGCCCGGUCGUCAUCGUCUACAGUGUCGAGAAUCAAGAGAAGGCGAAACUUGCUGCUGAUGAUCACAGGAGGCAGGCUGAUGAUGCUUGGGCCCUAGCCUGCGCUUCUGGUGGCAAAGUUGCGAGCAGUGCUUGGAUGAUCGAUUCAAUAGCAGCUUGCAGCCUGCAGCCUCUGAGCUUGAAGGCCCUUUCCUAGCUUCUACUGCCCAAGCUUUCCAUGUCGCUCUAGAUGAUUUAAACAAGAAGUGCAUAACUUAUAUGGUGUAAUCUAAAUUAUUCAUGUUAUUUUCUAAAUUUAAAGGGUUUUUUAUAGUUCCAUAAAUAUAUUUUUGGAGGGA
Molecule: messenger RNA, 3373 nt
Organism: Brachypodium distachyon (stiff brome)
Lineage: Eukaryota; Viridiplantae; Streptophyta; Magnoliopsida; Poales; Poaceae
Product: protein BREAST CANCER SUSCEPTIBILITY 1 homolog
Exons: 14
Coding region: 151-3231 (1026 amino acids)
Biological process (GO): negative regulation of fatty acid biosynthetic process; positive regulation of transcription by RNA polymerase II; double-strand break repair via homologous recombination
Cellular component (GO): BRCA1-A complex; plasma membrane; BRCA1-BARD1 complex
Molecular function (GO): ubiquitin-protein transferase activity
Source: RefSeq, a predicted model, not a curated record